AGCAGAUUUCAGGCGACAACAACGCCUUGAUCUUUUUGUUCAGCUAUUGACGUGAAAGCAAUGAACAUCUACGGCAAACUUCUGGUGGCAUGUGUCCUCCAAACUAAUGUUUGGGGGACCGCUGCUUUCGUUACCCAAAAGUCGAAGGGGUUUGCUUUCAGAGGAACAGAUGGGUUAUCGCCAACUGUGUCAUACUUGGAUAGCAACGGGAAAGGAUCGUACAUGGCUUCAUCCAAAUUGGCGUCCUCCGAAGGGUCGACACAAGGCGAAGGUGUUAUGGACAACAGUCAAUCUAGGGGACCCUCUAGUAGUAGCCCAGCGAGCGUAUUGGACGCACGUCUUACUGCCCUAGAACAACAGCAAAACCGUGGGGCACAAGGCGGUGGACGUCCCCAAAACCAACCGAGGAAGCUUUGGGAUAGCAGAUCGGCAGUAAUAGUUCAAGGAGGAUCUUUGAAGACAUGGUCUUUCCCUAACCCCUCGGUUGAGAGAGUCCAGGUUGUGAUGAACACAGAAGGUCGUCCGCUGGAUGCCGACAUCGAAUUGUGGCAGGGACCUGAUAACACUCCAUUCAAAAUGCGAGUGUACGUUGAGGACGGUAGCUUGCGCCCAUUUCGCGCAGUGAUUGAAACUCCGCGCGGACCCAAUACGAUCGCGAUUCGCAACACGGGUCACCUCGAGUUCCCUUUGUCUUCCUACGUAAUGGCUGGCUCUGCGGACAAUGGUUUUGUUGCCAGUUCAAUCGACGAAAGUACCCCAAGAAUAAUCCAGGGUGGAGCCUUGCGCACAUACCCGUUCAACCCGUCUGUCGAAAGCGUGCAAGUUGCUUUGCGAACGGACGGACGUCCAUUGAACGCAAGAAUUGAGCUGUUGCAGGGGCCCAACAACAACAAGCAGGUUAUUGAGCUUUACACCGAAGACGGAAUGGAUCGUCCUUUUUUCGCCGUCAUUGAGACACCCGGAAGCGGAAAUGUUGUGCGAGUUGUCAACACAGCAACCGUCGAAUUCCCCAUGACCGCCUUGGUUGAGGCUUACCAGGUCGGAAACAGCAGAUCCAACGCAAACACUGUGAUCGGAGGCGAAGGAGGCGGGUUCAUGGACCGUUCAUGGUAGGGAAGGGGUUUAAUGUUUCUAGUGACUGUGAAUUAAGUGCCACCUUUUUUGUUCGUGUGCGUCUAAAUUAUGACAUAAUAAAAUCCAAACCUUUACAUAAUGAACACAUCUAAUAGGUUUUUG
Messenger RNA from Phaeodactylum tricornutum CCAP 1055/1, 1236 nucleotides. RefSeq lists its product with no specific name. The record is from RefSeq and is a predicted model, not a curated record. Lineage: Eukaryota; Bacillariophyta; Bacillariophyceae; Surirellales; Neidiaceae. The coding region runs from base 61 to 1113 and encodes 350 amino acids. The transcript has 2 exons.